AUGCGAGACGAUUGGGACCAGAUCAAACAGGCACAGAUAUCAAAGUCUGUCAGGUCAAAAGCGGCACGCAAGGACAUCCUCGACGUGCAUGGAGUACGCUACUCUGUACUCAAUGACCUUCCCGGAUGGAUGCCGAGUGCUUCGUCGCCAGUGGACUAUAUGCAUAAUUUUUACCUGGGAAUAGUCAAACGGAUUUACUACGAUGUCAUCAACCACGGUUAUCUCCUUGACAGUGCUAGGACCUCACUCUACAAAGAUACGAUCAACUCGAUUAUCUGGCCAUCGUCUAUAGGUCGUCUUCCAAAGAAUCUCGACAGUGACCAUUCCCUGCCAAAAGCGGACCAAUGGCGCCAUCUGUGCCAUGUCCUGCCGUUUGUGCUUUGGGUGUGCUGGCGAAAUACCAGAGGCGAGAUCAUCUCGACUGCUCCCCCUAUUCCGCCAAACCCCAAGCAUCACACAACGUGGCGACGUGACAUUCGACAAAUCUACAGAUUAGUGCUAUAUCUUGCCAUCGCUGAGCGCAUUCUUGCGCGCCAUUCCAUCUCUAUUGCUGAUGUAGACCGAGGUCAAGGCUACAUUCAGCUUUAUUGUCAAGGUCUACAGGCUCUCGGUGUCUCCCUUACGGUCAACCACCACAUGGCAAUGCAUUACUCAGAGAUCUUGCAACGGUAUGGUCCUGUGUACGCAUGCUGGCUGUUCGGUUUUGAGCGUUUCAACGGCUUGCUCGAGAAGGUUAACUUGAAUGGGCAUGGAGGAGGGGAAAUGGAGUAUUCGCUUGUACGCGAUUGGGUAGAGAAGCAGCGAUUAUAUGAGCUCGCUGUUUCAUUACCAGAAGAUGCGUCAGAGAGGGAGCGAGAACUUGUAGAGCGGAUCAUCAACGGAAAAGGGAUGGAUAGAGGGACACUGAAUAACCAGAACACGGAGUUCGCAUCUGGAGGUACUGUUAUACCAUCGCGACAAACCUCAAAAAAACACGUCAACCUUCGGACGCUGCAACACCCAGAGGUGUAUGGUCUCCUCAUCAGCUAUCUCCAGUCUCUCGAGACGCUGGGACCUCUCAAUAUUGUCGACGACAUGUCCACUGGAUGCGACAUCACUAUAGUCUCAGCAUCAGGUUCCACUCGCAUCUCUCCCUUCAUCACUGUUAACGGCAUUCGCAUUGGAUCAGCAUACACACGACGGACUAACACUGACGAGUUUGCAGGCAUAGAAACGGACGAUAGCCUUGCACCAUGCAAGGUCUUAUAUCAUCUCAUUGUUGAGGUGCCACAUCACGCAGAGCCGAUCUAUUGCUCGGCUAUUCAACGGAUGAUACAGGGCUCUGAUAUACCAGAGAUGCCAUGGGACGGAUUUGCGACUGAGCUCGGGGCCACAGUUGUUCAAAAGGGCUUGUAUGGGCCACUGGAGAUUGUCUCAUCUUCGCAGCUCUCGUGUCCAGUCAUCAUUAUCCCUAUCCCUCAUCAAGACCUUGGACCGCCAUUGCCUCCCCUGUGGGUCGUGGUUUUCUGUGACAGGAACGGCCUCGAGUCACACGAUCCAUUGCUCGAUUGA
This is a messenger RNA of Coniophora puteana RWD-64-598 SS2, 1551 nucleotides long. RefSeq lists its product as uncharacterized. The coding region runs from base 1 to 1551 and encodes 516 amino acids. The transcript is spliced from 7 exons. Lineage: Eukaryota; Fungi; Basidiomycota; Agaricomycetes; Boletales; Coniophoraceae. The record is from RefSeq and is a predicted model, not a curated record.